Zophobas morio is the source of this 882-nucleotide messenger RNA. It is a transcript of the gene ND-30, whose product is annotated as NADH dehydrogenase (ubiquinone) 30 kDa subunit. NCBI's taxonomy places the organism in Eukaryota, Metazoa, Arthropoda, Insecta, Coleoptera, Tenebrionidae. The transcript is spliced from 5 exons. The record is from RefSeq and is a predicted model, not a curated record. Gene Ontology annotation, molecular function: NADH dehydrogenase (ubiquinone) activity. Bases 64 to 840 code for a protein of 258 amino acids.
GUUGGCGGACCCGCAGAGCUGUCAUAAUUUUGUGGUUAACUUUUAUUAGGUAACCAAAAUCCGAUGGCUUCGCUCUUGAGGCAACUGGCAAGGACUGUACGUCCGUCUCUAGUGCGUAAUGGAGUAUGCAGCACGUCGGUACUAUAUAAGCACACAGAGUCCACCGAAGCCCCUGGAGAAACUCGACCGACCGUACGAAAGCCUGAUCUUCUGGCUCGCAGUCAGCUGAAAGACUUCGGUAAAUACGUUGCCGAAUGUCUGCCUAAAUACAUUCAAAAAGUGCAAAUAACAGCUGGAGAUGAGCUGGAGUUGUUGAUAGUGCCUGAAGGAGUUCUGCCAGUUUUGCAGUUUUUGAAGGAUCACCACAAUGCCCAGUUUGCUAAUAUCACAGACAUUACCGCAUUGGAUGUUCCAAGCAGGGAGUAUAGAUUCGAAUUGGUAUAUAACCUCCUGUCGCUUCGUUUCAAUUCGCGAAUUAGGGUCAAAACGUACACGGACGAGUUAACUCCAAUCGACUCUGCAUGUGAUAUAUACAAAGGCGCCAACUGGUAUGAGCGCGAGGUCUGGGACAUGUAUGGGGUGUUCUUCGCUAAUCAUCCAGAUUUAAGGCGUAUUCUUACGGAUUAUGGGUUCGAGGGACACCCUCAGAGGAAGGACUUCCCAUUGAGCGGUUAUGUUGAGGUUAGAUACGACGAUGAGAAGAAACGCGUGGUCGUCGAGCCCCUCGAACUGGCGCAAGAAUUCCGCAGGUUCGAGUUGUCGGCUCCCUGGGAGCAGUUCCCCAAUUUCAGGAACGCGCCGCCGGCUGCCGAAGAAAUUAAAGUCGAGGAGAAGAAGUAAGGUGUUAGGUAAAUAGUUCUGUUAAAUAAAUGACAAAUUCAA